AACGUUUACAAACCGUGGGCGGAAGUGAUUUCGCACCUCGCUUGGUUUCGUUAUUUCGUUAUGAUUUCGUCGUAGUUAUGCACGGUUGCGUACGGCCAAACGUACUCACACCUGUCGGAAGCUGAAGUACAGUAUAUUCCGGAAACUCAUCAUGAACCCUCCCUUGUACAAUCCCAGUAUUCCUUAUGUGGGGCCCGUUCCUGGUGGCGUUCUCAGCGUGGGAGCUUUGCUUCGAGUUCAAGGAACUCCUCAUGCUACGGCGAGAUGCUUCGCCAUCAACCUCCAGUGCGGUCCCAACAUGCACCCGCGGGACGACAUAGCGUUGCACCUGAGUCCCGUGUUCUCGCCGCCGCCCCGGGUGGUGCGCAACUCGAUCCAGCAGCAGCAGUGGGGCCCCGAGGAGUCCCACGGCGACCCCUUCCCAUUGGUGGCGGGCCAACCCUUCGAGAUACUCGUCCUGGUCGAACACGACCACUACAAGAUUGCCAUCAACGGUGCCCACUAUGCGGAGUUUCGGCAUCGGCUUCCCGUCCACCGGGUCACGCACGUCGCCAUCGACGGCGAGGUCUCUGUUGGCAUGCUUCACUUCGAGGGCUCCGUCCAGUCUUCGGCACCACCACCUGGACCUUUGUAUCCACCGCUGGGCGGUGACACGGCUAUGCCGAUGCCAAUGCCCGUCCCGGUGUCGGGCCGGGUUUCGCCGUAUGGGAACUUAGGGCAUGGUGCCCAGUAUCCACCAGCGCAGCCGUACCCCGCACAGCCGUAUCCAUCCCAGCCCGGUUACCCCGCAGGGGGCUACCCCGGGGGCGGGUACCCUGGAGGCGGGUACCCUGGGGGAGCAUAUCCGGCCGGUCAGUAUCCACCACCAGGAGCGGCGUAUCCGGGACAGGCUGUCGGGACACAAUUUGUGCCGCAUCCGGGGGACCCGCACAAGCAGCACUCCGGGCUCGGUAUGGGAACCGGCUUGGGGGCCGGAUUGGCGGCUGGAGCAGCAGCCUUAGCCGGUGGCUCUCUUCUUAAGCACGGGAUGGGGGGCCAUAGGUCAGGUCUGGGCUCGGCGGUGACCGGAGCAGCUCUUUCCUCGGUACUCCACCCCAAGUCCCACGGCGGGUACCCCAAGCACAAGUCGAGCCUGCCGAUCCCGAUCAGCGGCAACCUUGGCAAGGGAUUGGCCGUCGGCGCUGGAGCUCUUGCGGGCGCUGCCUUGCUCAAAAAGGUUAAUCCCCUCAAGCCCAAGAAAAUGUUCAAGCACAAACACAAGCACGGCUGGAAAGGCUGGAGUAGCAGCAGCAGUUCCAGUUCUAGCGAAGAGGAGUAAACCCCUUUCCCCCCGAAAUGCCGAGUAAUCCACGUCGCAGCCUCUUUUUCCAGGUUCAUCGCUCAUUUGCAACUCCUCGACUCUGGGUCAUGUGCAUUUAAAGCACGGCAACGCUAUGCACAGUCUACGCAGUAUGUUAUCAUGAAAUCCGAGGAAAUGGAGUGAAAAUCUGAGUACAAGCUGAUCACUUAAAACGAAAGCUAUCUUGCAUCUUUUGCUUCAGGCAUGCAGAAGAAUAUGCUGUUGCAUGCACAAUGCGUUUUAUCCCGGUGUUGUAUAUAUUUUCUGGUCUGGCUCUUUCAUGUAUACGUUUUGCUACUGUUUUACUCGUUACUAUUUAACCGCCCAACUGGUUCUUCCUGAACAUGUAGAAAGAAGACACGACCUUAGAGAAGAAAAUUGCGCUCUUUCCCUAGCCAAAUGCAAACUUGUGCAUAGAUUGGAAAGGAACAUAGAUACAGCCUUGGCAGGACAGUGCAAGGGGGAAAAUGGCACGCACGGGAAAAGCCAUGGUGGAAAGAAGGUCACUCUUCUCCACUUCAGUUUUCCAUCUUCACAGUCUUUCUUAGGUUGUAUCUGACUACUGAUGUCUGCUCUGCAUCUAGUCGCCAGUACGAUGCUUCCAGGAGCUUGCAAUGUCUGCUAAUGCCACUACACAACUGCGAGCUUUAAAUGGCUCUUUAAAUGGAUAUUUAUACGGGUCUUCCUCUCGACUCUCCUAAGUCACAUUUCGUUUUCAUUAUAGGUUGUUUUGGGAGCAUCAUUGUGUACUGUAUUACAAUAAAGAGCAUGUUUUGUAUUCUGCAAA
Ixodes scapularis (black-legged tick) is the source of this 2126-nucleotide messenger RNA. Its product is annotated as galectin-4. Gene Ontology annotation, molecular function: galactoside binding; carbohydrate binding. Lineage: Eukaryota; Metazoa; Arthropoda; Arachnida; Ixodida; Ixodidae. The transcript is spliced from 9 exons. The coding region runs from base 152 to 1318 and encodes 388 amino acids. The record is from RefSeq and is a predicted model, not a curated record.